AGACAAGCCUGAGCAAUUUUGCGCGCUCCCGAUGCCAACGAACACGAGCCGAGGCUUCCUACACCAUAGCAAGAACCAGGAAGUGAAAGUAUACACAUGGAGGGUGUGUCGUUCCCUGCCAGUGAAUGUUUUAUUUUUAAAAACACAGUCCUCCUCCGAUAAAUAAUGGGGGACUCGGCGAGGACCAAGCGGCGGGAGCAGCUGAAGCGCUGGGCCGGCUCAUGCACCGACAAAGCUCUGGCCGUGCCCAGGCGGAGGUGGCGGGGCGAUGCCGAGAACGGAGCAAGGGAACCGGGGGCCGAGCUCAACGACCCGCCGAAAGACCAGCCGUGUGUAGGCAGAGAUGAAAUCAGCCUCUUCCUCAAACGACGGAAAAGUGUGAGGUUUGACAGGGCUGCAGAGUUCCUGGCUGCCUGUGCCAGCGGGGACACGGAGGAGGCCCAGGUGAUGCUUAAGGAGGCCAAAGAAACCAAAAGGAUAAAUGGGGAGGAUGUGGCAGAAAUUAUAAACUGUUCCAAUGCCGAUGGAAUCACUGCUCUCCAUCAGUCCUGCAUUGAUGGCAGCAUGGACAUAGUGUCCUUUCUUUUGGAUAAUGGUGCCAACGUGAACCAGGUUGACAAUGAGGGAUGGACACCACUGCAUGUUGCUGCCUCCUGCGGCCACCCCGACAUUGCAGAUUUUCUUUUGCAGCAAGGUGCCUCUCUCUCGGCUGUCAACUGUGAUGGUGAUGUUCCUCUAGACAUUGCUCUGGAUGAGACCACUGAGGCCCUCCUUCAGGAUUACACUCAGAGACAGGGUGUGGACUUGGAGGCAGCUAAGCGGCUGGAAGAGGAACACAUCAUGGUAGACGCCCGGACCUGGCUGACUGAGGGCCUACCCGCUGAUGUACGACACCCCAGGACCGGGGCCACUCCACUGCAUGUGGCCGCUGCCAAAGGCUACCUAGAGGCCCUCAAGAUACUGUGUCAGUGUGGACUGGACGUGUCAGCCAUGGACUUUGAUGGCUGGACGCCUCUCCAUGCUGCAGCACACUGGGGUCAGGGGGAGGCCUGUCGCAUUCUGGCUGAACAAGAUUGCAAUAUGGAGGCCCGCAGCAAUGCGGGUCAGACACCAUUUGAUGUAGCUGAUGAAAGCGUUGAGGAACUCCUGGAGGAGUUGUCACAGAAACAAGCAAAUUCCAUAUUGGACAGGCAACAAGGCUCCACUGCUGCAAAUACACAAAACAAACGGCGGAGAAGCUCGGUGUGCAGGAUGAGCAGUAAAGACAAGAUGAACGUGCAGGACCAGUCUAAAGAGAGGGGUGUUUCAGGGGGCCUGGAGCUGAGUGAGGAGAAAGAGAGCAGCCCCGAAAGCUCAACCGUGUCUAGUCCAGAGAGUCUUACCACAUCCACAGUCAGCCCUGCUGACAAGACACCAGAGGAGAAAGAUGAGGAGGAGAAGGAGCAGGACAAAGCAAACCGCACUGCCAGAGUCCAACCAACUCCUCAGACGAGGGAUGGGGCGGCUGACAGCCCUAACACUCCCAACAGUGACCGGCGCAAGUUUCAAGCUCCAGUCAGAGACGAAGAGUCUGAGUCUCAGAGAAAAGCUCGAUCUCGGAUGAUGCGGCAGUCUCGCCGGUCCACACAGGGUGUGACUCUGACAGACCUGAAAGAAGCAGAGAAGACUGUGGUCAAAGCUGCAGAGCCGCAGCCUCGCAACAUCCAGCCUGUCAGCCCCAUUGUUACUGUCACGCCUGCGGAAAGGGAUACAGAGCCAAUGAGCCAGGGGGAGACGGAGGGAGAGAAGCGUCUGGGAGUGAAGGAAAGGAGGAGAGGGAGGAGGGAAAGGCGCUCCACUGGCAUUGUUCAGCCAGGCGGAGAGAAUGAAGAAGAGGAUGCUUAUUUGGACGACACAAACAGUAACCGUACUUCCAGUGAGAGUCAACUGGGAGACUCGUCGGCUGACUACAGAACGCUGUACUUUAAGGUACUGCAGGAGAACCUGCUCUGAAGGACAACUCAGGAGAAGGAGCUGCUUCUCAGCCAAACAAAGUGGAGCUGGAAAGACUCCGACAGAAUCAAGACAGCAGCACAGACAGACCGGCUCUGCUGGAACUGGAGAGAUUUGAGAAGUUGGCCCUUCAGAGGAAAGCAGUGGAACUGGAGGAUGAGCUGAAGGUUCUGGUGGACCUCAGAGCAGACAACCAGCGGCUCAAGGACGAGAACGCCGCCCUCAUUCGAGUCAUCAGCAAACUCUCUAGAUGAACCUUAAAAAUGAAAACAAACAAAACCUACAUGGAGAUAAAAAAGUAUUACAGAUUCUUCUUUUGCCCAACUCAGAAGACACGAACCGGGAAAGGGAGACGGCAGCAUCAAACGCCUGCGCAGCACAUUCAACAGUAACUGGAACAACGUAUAGAUUUCAGGGUUCUUCGCCUGUGUUUGGGCCUUUUAUGUUUUGGCAGAUCUACUGUAUAACAAGCUGAACUGCACCUGCUGUGGACUGACGGGACGUCCCUGUUCACAUCCACUUUUAUAUUAAGUCUUUAUUGUUGUAUUUUUUUUAAUGGGACUAUUUUAAUGUGCUUUGCUCCUCUGAUACUUUUUUAUAAGAAUCUGUAUUAAGAUACUUAAAGCCAUGCACAGUGUGAACUCACGGUAAUGUUUGAAAUGAAAGAAAGCUUUCUUGACCUCCUGAAGGGGCGGAGAAAAAAAAACAAACACCAGUCAGGUUUAAGGGGCAGUUACUAGAAAAAGACAAAAAAGCGUAACAAAAAAGACUUACCGUUAAUGUGCCAAAAACCAGCCCCAGGUUCGCAUGUCCUUUUGGGGGAAAACUCCCAAGUGGUCAGUGUUUCUCAGGAUGAGUCUUGGGUCGAUGCUUUCUGUUUUGGCUGACUGCUGUAAAGGUGGACCAAAUUUGCAUGCUCAUUUCUCCCUGCUCCUCUGAAUGUAUAUUUAAUAUGUAUAUUUAUGUACAGGGGCCAUCUGUCCUGACAGUGAUGUAAAGGUGUAGUUGUGGUCUCUUGUUGUACAAAGUGCUGAGAGUUUCGGGUGCUAAUCAUGUAAGUCAGGUGCAGCUCACGUUCAGAGAGAUUUUUACGGAAAAAUGUUUGUUACAAAUGUCCGAUCUUUGAGAGCUUAGGAGAACGCAUGCUCUGUCCUUUAGUACUGUAAGUCAGUAGUAAUUUAACUUAACCAUUUCGACUGGACGCUUCUGAAAGCAACGAUCCCUAAGCUAUUCACCCUGUGACAGACGCCUGUUAGUAUUCAACAGACCAGGCCAGAUGGGUCAGCGUUUGAAUGUUUACUCCGAUUUUAAAGAAAAAAACUUGCAUGUCAAAUUGUAUUUUGAUGCUGUGCCUUUCGAUAUACAUUUCUAAGUAAUAUUUCUAUUUUGCUUUGGCAGACGUACACUGUUAAGUAUAAAAUACAGUUUGGGCAUAAAUUA
This is a messenger RNA of Etheostoma spectabile (orangethroat darter), 3432 nucleotides long. It is a transcript of the gene ppp1r12c, whose product is annotated as protein phosphatase 1, regulatory subunit 12C. NCBI's taxonomy places the organism in Eukaryota, Metazoa, Chordata, Actinopteri, Perciformes, Percidae. The record is from RefSeq and is a predicted model, not a curated record. Gene Ontology annotation, molecular function: enzyme inhibitor activity; protein binding; phosphatase regulator activity. Gene Ontology annotation, cellular component: cytoplasm. Bases 166 to 1992 code for a protein of 608 amino acids. The transcript has 20 exons.